GGGGCGAAGGGAGACACAUUCCUAUAGUAACCGGGAUGGCGCGAUGCAGCUCCAGCUGGUUGCUAAGAGGGUUAAACUGUAUCCAAACAGCUUUGGGGAAAUCCAGCCCCUUCUCCUGCCACAUGGAUCGACUCAUUGGGUGGGAGCGGCGGAGAGACAAGGGUCUCCAGCAAAUCAGCGCCUAAUUGAUUAAGCUGAUGUUUGAGCCAGCAUGUCGCGGAGGAAGCAGGCGAAGCCUCAGCAUUUCCAAUCCGAUCCCGAUCUGGCCUUGUUAUCCCAGCGAAAUGGAGACACAGAAAAGGGUCAAGCAAAUCGAACCACUAAGAACAAGGACGCCCAUGUCUGUGGCAGGUGCUGUGCUGAGUUCUUUGAAUUAUCAGAUCUCCUGCAACACAAGAAGAAUUGUACUAAAAAUCAAUUAGUUUUAAUUGUGAAUGAAAAUCCAGCUUCUCCUUCUGAAACCUUCCCUCCUAGUUCCCCUUCUGAUAAUCCUGAUGAACAGAUGAAUGACACAGUUAAUAACACAGAUCAAGUAGACUGCAGUGACCUUUCAGAGCAUAACAAACUUGACAGGGAAGAAUCCAUGGAUGUGGAGGCUUCCAGCAUUAACAAUAGCAGUAGCAGUUCCAAGAGUGUCAACAAUAGUAUUACAAGCAGUAACAGCUCCACAAUGGGUACCUCAGCUGUAACAACCUCUCUACCUCACAUAGGGGAUCUGACAACACUAGGCAACUUUUCAGUGAUAAACAGUAAUGUAAUAAUUGAAAACCUGCAGAGUACAAAAGUGGCAGUAGCACAGUUCUCACAGGAGGCGAGAUGUAACGGGGCAUCAAGCACUAAACUCGCUGUCCCUGCCCUGAUGGAGCAACUGUUGGCAUUGCAGCAGCAGCAGAUCCAUCAGUUGCAACUGAUUGAACAAAUUCGUCACCAAAUAUUAUUACUGGCUACCCAAAAUACAGACAUGCCAACAUCUUCUAGCCCUUCUCAAGGUACUUUACGAACAUCUGCCAACCCCUUGUCCACAUUAAGUUCCCAUUUAUCCCAGCAGCUGGCUGCAGCAGCUGGAUUAGCACAAAGCCUUGCUAGUCAAUCUGCCAGCAUCAGUGGUGUGAAACAGCUACCCCCUAUACAGCUACCUCAGAGCAACCCUGGCAACACUCUAAUUCCAUCCAAUAGUGGCUCUUCUCCAAAUAUUAACAUAUUGGCAGCAGCAGUUACAACACCGUCCUCAGAAAAAGUGGCUUCAACUAUUGGUGGCUCACAGCUCAACAACCCACCAGUAUCAGCAUCAUCUUCACCAGCUUUUGCAAUAAGCAGUUUAUUAAGUUCUGCAUCUAAUCCACUUCUACCUCAGCCCACCCCUAGUAACUCUGUUUUCUCCAGUCCCUUGUCCAAUAUUGGAACACCUGCAGAGGAUUUAAACUCCUUGACUGCCUUGGCACAGCAAAGAAAAAGCAAGCCACCAAAUGUAACUGCAUUUGAAGCAAAAAGUAAUUCAGAUGAGGCAUUCUUUAAGCAUAAGUGCAGGUUCUGUGCUAAAGUGUUUGGGAGUGACAGUGCCUUGCAGAUUCAUUUGCGUUCUCACACUGGCGAGAGGCCAUUUAAAUGCAACAUAUGUGGAAACAGGUUCUCCACAAAGGGAAACUUAAAAGUCCACUUUCAGCGUCACAAAGAAAAAUACCCUCAUAUUCAAAUGAAUCCGUACCCAGUGCCAGAGCAUUUGGACAAUAUUCCUACAAGCACGGGUAUUCCUUAUGGGAUGUCUAUACCACCAGAGAAACCUGUCACGAGCUGGCUGGACAGCAAGCCAGUCCUCUCCACUUUGACAACUUCUGUUGGCCUGCCACUCCCACCAACGAUUCCAAGCUUGGCCCCAUUCAUCAAAACUGAGGAGCCUCAGCCGAUUCCCAUUAGCCAUCCUUCUGCUAGCCCUCCCUGCUCUGUCAAGAGUGACUCGGGAACAGCUGAUCCCACAUCAAAAAUUUCGAAUGGACUUUCUGAUGAGGUAGAGGCUGGUGUGUUGCCUACCUCGAAUGGCAAAACAGAAGAAAACCCUCAAAACACAAGCACCAUCACUAACAUGAGCAGCUCUGUGAGCUCCCCGGCAGCAGACUCGGGCUCCAGCAGUGUCGCCACUUUUACAAAUCCGCUGAUGCCUCUUAUGUCAGAGCAAUUUAAGGCAAAGUUUCCAUUUGGAGGACUGUUGGAUUCAACGCCAGCAUCUGAAACAUCAAAAUUGCAGCAACUUGUAGAAAACAUUGACAAAAAGGCAACUGAUCCUAACGAGUGCAUCAUUUGCCACCGAGUUCUCAGCUGCCAGAGUGCACUGAAAAUGCAUUAUCGCACCCAUACUGGAGAAAGGCCAUUCAAAUGUAAAAUCUGUGGUCGUGCUUUCACUACUAAGGGCAACUUAAAGACUCACUACAGUGUCCACCGUGCCAUGCCCCCGCUGAGAGUGCAACACUCUUGCCCGAUCUGCCAGAAAAAAUUCACCAAUGCCGUUGUGCUACAGCAGCAUAUCCGAAUGCACAUGGGAGGGCAGAUCCCCAACACCCCGGUGACAGAAAACUAUCCUGAGUCAAUGGAAUCAGAUACGGGAUCUUUUGAUGAUAAGAAUUUUGAUGAUAUAGACAACUUCUCAGACGAGAAUAUGGAAGACUGUCCUGACAGCAGCGUGCCAGAUACACCUAAAUCUGUGGAUGCAUCCCAAGACAGCUUGUCUUCUUCCCCUCUGCCCCUGGAAAUGUCAAGUAUUGCUGCUUUGGAAAAUCAGAUGAAGAUGAUCAAUGCUGGCCUUGCUGAACAACUUCAGGCAAGCCUAAAGUCAGUUGAAAAUGGGUCAGUGGAAGGGGAUGUUUUGACUAACGAUUCGUCAUCUGUCGGUGGUGAUAUGGAAAGCCAAAGUGCUGGAAGCCCUGCUGUCUCAGAGUCUACCUCUUCCAUGCAGGCCUUGUCCCCAUCCAACAGCACUAAUGAUUACCACAAGUCACCAAGUAUUGAAGAGAAACCAUUAAGAGCUUUACCAAGUGAGUUUGCCAAUGGUUUGUCUCCAACCCCUGCUAACAGUGGUGCUUUGGACUUGACAUCUAGUAACACUGAUAAAAUGAUUAAAGAAGAGUCCCUGAGUAUGCUCUUUCCUUUCAGAGAUAGAGGUAAAUUUAAAAACACCGCAUGUGACAUUUGUGGCAAAACAUUUGCUUGUCAGAGUGCCUUGGACAUUCAUUACAGAAGUCAUACCAAAGAGAGACCAUUUAUUUGCACAGUUUGCAAUCGUGGCUUUUCCACAAAGGGUAAUUUGAAGCAGCAUAUGUUGACACAUCAAAUGCGAGAUCUACCAUCACAGCUUUUUGAGCCCAACUCCAGUAUCGGCCCCAAUCAGAACUCUUCGGUUAUGCCUGCUAAUACACUGUCAUCGCUCAUAAAGACUGAGGUUAACGGGUUUGUGCACGGCUCUCCUCAGGACAGCAAGGAAGCACCCUCCAGUCUAGUAGCUUCGGGGCCACUGUCCUCUGCCACGUCUCCUGUGCUGCUCCCUGCUCUCCCCAGAAGAACUCCAAAACAGCACUACUGCAACACGUGUGGGAAAACAUUUUCUUCUUCCAGUGCUCUGCAGAUCCAUGAAAGGACACACACUGGUGAGAAACCUUUUGCCUGCACUAUAUGUGGAAGAGCAUUCACAACAAAAGGCAAUCUGAAGGUUCACAUGGGCACUCACAUGUGGAACAGUACUCCUGCAAGACGAGGCAGACGACUUUCUGUAGAUGGCCCCAUGACAUUUCUAGGAGGCAAUCCUGUAAAGUUCCCAGAAAUGUUUCAGAAGGAUUUGGCUGCGCGGUCAGGGAAUGGAGACCCGUCCAGCUUCUGGAACCAGUAUGCAGCUGCACUCUCCAACGGCUUAGCCAUGAAGACCAACGAGAUCUCCGUCAUCCAGAAUGGGGGCAUCCCUCCAGCACCGGGGGGCCUGGGCAACGGUGGCAGCUCUCCCAUCAGUGGCUUGACAGGAAGCCUGGAGAAGCUCCAGAAUUCAGAACCCAACGCACCUCUAGCUGGUCUGGAGAAAAUGGCAAGCAAUGAAAACGGGACUAACUUCCGUUUUACGCGUUUCGUGGAAGACAACAAAGAAAUUGUAACAAAUUAGAAGAAAACUCCAUCAAUAACAUUCCUGCAAAUAGUGCAACCUAGGGUUGUUUUUUCAAGCUGCAGGCUACAAAAUUACAAAGACUUUGUUUUGUACCAUGUUCUACUUCUAGAGUUCUAAGAGAGCUUAUUUAUUAGUGAUAUAACCUUGCUUUGCAAACAAAUGCAAGCAUUAACUUUGGUCUCCUGUAUUUUGAACUAAAUACUAAUCGACUAGAGUGCUGUAAACUUGCUGUAACAUUUAUGGCAGUUGCAAGUCUGUUCUGCUAGGUGAUCUUAUUCUGGCAUUAACUUAUUUUCUAUAUCCAGUUUAACAUGAACUCUGGUAUUGAUGCGAUGCCUCAGUGAUGCAUUAGAUCUCUAAUAAAAAUCUGUAUAUAAAUGUACACUUUGAUCCUGCUGGAAACUUUAUCAGCAAACACAUUGUUUAAUUUUUCCAAACAGAAUUAAGAAAAGGACUGAGAGAAUAUAGACUGAACAGUGUGGGUCCUUUACACAGCUCAGUUUUUGAUUUUUAUUAUAAAAUUAAAACUGCUUUAAUUUUUGUAGGUUUAACAUUUUCUGUUUUGAACUGUUAUUUGUAUUGUGCUUUUUACUUGAGUCGUCUUAAAUGUUAAUACACUUCUGUACAGUAAUAAGCACGCGGAUUAUUAGAGAAGAUACUGAAGUGUUGUUUUGGUAGUUGAAACUGAGACGUAACAUUUUGCCUUGUAGGUAUAUUCAUUAUAGAAAAUGUGCUGGACUUUCACAAUGCUGCUAAGUAUGGCAUCUUGAACAACUUCCGUGGACAACUGUAGAUGCUCCUGUAUAUACAAUAAGACAUCACUUUCAUUAAAAUGUACAUACGUUCCUUACAAGACCAAGCCCUACUCCUUGACCAAGGGAACAAGUAUAGUGUUUGUUUAUUUUGUAUUAGGCAUUGGGGGGACAGGGGGAACCUUGGACUGUUACAUGCACUUUCUCGGAAAGUUGAAAGGAAAAGAGGUCCAGUUUCUUUAACAUUUAAUACUUACUAACAGCAGAGAUACUGUAAUUUUACUCGAGUAAUCAAAUACAUUUUUGCAACAGAUAAAAAAUUCGCUGUCUCUGUGUUUUUAAGGUGUACCUGUAUUUAGUAAUCACUUUGUAUUAUUUAGCCUAUCCCUUGGUUAACAUGAACUGUCCAGGUUGUAUGUGCGUGUUUAUAUCUGUAAGUAUGGGUAUACAUAUAUGUAUUGCAUAUUAAUUGCUAGUAUAUUUUUCAUACCCCCUAAUAGUGGGAAAUAUCUCCUUAACUAUUCAACUCCUCCUUCUCAUAAAAUUGUAGAUAUUUUGGCAUUUUUAAUUUGUUUAUUAAAAAAAAUGCUGCUAGCAAAGACCUUAUUGAGCCUAGGUAAGUUUCCUUUGAAGGAAAUAAUUUAUUAUGUUUAAGGCUUGAUUCGGUUCAAAUGCUUUAUAUUUGAUAUUAAUUUUAUUUUAUGAGAUUGUAUGUUUGUGGCAUGCUUAUGCUGCUAUACCUGUGUUAAGAUGUCCACUUGCUAGCCUCCAUAUACUAUGUGGGGUUUAUAACUUGAUUGUAAAAAAAACCAAACCAAACAAAACCUAAUUGCUUUGGCCUUGCACAUGAUUUGGCUUCCCUUAAACACCUGCAAUGCUCAUUAACCUCAAUGGGAGUUUGUCAAACAUAAUUCAGCCCAAUAUUUUCACCCAGUAGAGUUUCAUCUCUUUACAUUACUUUUUAUGAAAAAUAAAUCAGAUUGGCUGCCUUCAAAUUAUGCCUUCAAAAACACCAACAGGCAUAGCCAAUUUUGUGUCCAUGUGAUUUUUUUUUUUCCUAUCCCCCCCCCCCCCCCUCCCCCGCAAUUCCAAGAUUCAGGUGUUUUGUGUUAUGGGAUUUUUUUUCAGGAUCACUGUGGGGGGAGUUGCCCACCUUUUUAAACAAGAAACAAUCACUUAGCUCUUUCUGUAGCUUGAGUCACAAAUUUGGUGUUGGAGAGGAUUUACAACUGAAGAGCUGGGGUGAGAAAUACUUUUCUUGAGGACUUUUCCCCUUCCUAUGAUUAUGAAUCCUGCGUAUUAACGCUGUAGUCUGGAUACCUCUUGGACUUCACGUCUUUAGGACUUUUCCUGUUCGAAUGUGAUGAUUCACCUGGUACAUGAUAUGCGUUUUUGUUAACGUGUAAGUUGUACGCUAGAGCCCGCUGGCUUGUCAAUGUGAAUAUUUAAGAAUUUUAAGUCACCUUUCGGUCUCAGAAAAAGGUAAAUUAAAAGGAUUUUGAUGAUUUUA
Corvus hawaiiensis (hawaiian crow) is the source of this 6403-nucleotide messenger RNA. It is a transcript of the gene SALL1, whose product is annotated as spalt like transcription factor 1. The coding region runs from base 212 to 4138 and encodes 1308 amino acids. Gene Ontology annotation, molecular function: DNA-binding transcription factor activity, RNA polymerase II-specific; RNA polymerase II cis-regulatory region sequence-specific DNA binding. Lineage: Eukaryota; Metazoa; Chordata; Aves; Passeriformes; Corvidae. Gene Ontology annotation, cellular component: nucleus. The transcript is spliced from 4 exons. Gene Ontology annotation, biological process: regulation of transcription by RNA polymerase II. The record is from RefSeq and is a predicted model, not a curated record.